CUGCUCCAGGAAAACAUGGUCAGCUUUGUAAAGGAGCAGCUGAAAGACAUCCAGAGAGCUCUGAGUCCAGAUGAGCUAGCAUGCUUAGUGAGUCUGAGGGAGGAUGAGGAUGAAGAGCAGAGAGACAUUUCUGAAGAUCACUGUGAACUUCCUGAGGAGAAUGAGGAUUUGAAGAGAUUUAACAUGAUGAAAAGAGGAAAUAGAGACAAUAUGGGAGAG
This is a messenger RNA of Xyrichtys novacula (pearly razorfish), 219 nucleotides long. The record is from the annotation of a GenBank genome assembly. NCBI's taxonomy places the organism in Eukaryota, Metazoa, Chordata, Actinopteri, Labriformes, Labridae.